This is a messenger RNA of Aspergillus luchuensis, 1272 nucleotides long. RefSeq lists its product as uncharacterized. Bases 1 to 1272 code for a protein of 423 amino acids. NCBI's taxonomy places the organism in Eukaryota, Fungi, Ascomycota, Eurotiomycetes, Eurotiales, Aspergillaceae. The transcript has a single exon. The record is from RefSeq and is a predicted model, not a curated record.
AUGCCACAUUCAGCGCCGGUGAAAGAGCAAUUCAAUGACCUUCUCACAAUUAGCCGUGACGCACUCACUACUCUUGCCGUUGAGGUCCGCCGAAAGCAAACUAUCGACACAUUUACAACUGCAAGUGUGCUCUUUUGUCAUGAAGGCAGCCAUAAUGUCAUUCAUGUGGUCGAAUUUGACGACCAGGUGCGUUAUAUCAUCCGCCUACCCAUCAGCUGCCGUCCAGGGCACUGCACCGAGACUGCCAAAAGUGCCUUGAUUGCGAAGGUGGAAAUGAUGCAAUUUAUCCAAAAGCGAGCCCAUUUCCCCAUGCCAGAAGUGUACGAUUUCGAUGUCUCAUCAGAAAAUGUCUUGGACACACCGUACAUCGUUGAGAGUUUCGUCCCAGGAACAUUGGUCUCGGAUGCCUGGUUUGACGACUCAGGGGCACUGUCAUUGGACCAAAAGCGACUGCGCAUACUGGACAGUGUCGCAGAGACUAUGGCAAAGCUGCACAGAUUUUGCUUCGACGGAAUUGGUACGUUGGGACCGGAUGUGCAUGGCGAUCUUCGGGUGCUUCCAUGCUACCAUUCGCGGAAGGGAUCAGGGACUGAUGUGCAGUAUGCGGAGUAUGGUCCUUACGAGUCCACUGUAGACUUUCUGCGUGAGCGUCUUCUGAAAUCACCCUCUGGGGCAGAAGAAGAAGAAGGUCCAUUCGACGUUGGCUGUCUUAUAAUGCUGGAAAUGAUGAUCAGAUGUAUGCCGUUGUCGACGAGCCAGAAAGACGAAACGGAUGAGACAUUCGUGCUUGCAGUGCCACAGUUUGGCUCCACGAACAUCCGUGUCGAUGAACAGUGUAAUGUGAGUGGAAUUAUUGACUGGGAUGAGGUGCAUACCAUGCCACGGUUCCUGGGCUAUGCUACAUUCCCUAAAUGGAUCAUGAGGGAUAUGGACCCAGUAGAGCAUGGAAAGUCUCUGGAUACUCAAGAGGAUUCGGCAGAGCGGUUGAGAUGGUACCGGCUGCUAUAUAAUCGCAAGAUGCAGGGACUUCUCAAUAAGGUCGGCGAUGCGAGAUUUGUGAAUAAAACACAUAUCUUCGCGUCGAUCCUGCUUGCCAUCGACAAUCCCGCGGCUCGAAAGGACAUUGUGCAGGCACUGGUUGCAAAGGUAUUUCCGGCGAAACUGGAAAAGGCAACACGUUUGAUCGAGAAUGCAGGCAAUGGAGAACUCGGGCGGCAGGAUAGAGAGCGACUCCGGGAAGGCUUUGACUUGCUUCUUUCGAUUUCACGAUAG